ACAUGCAUCGUUUACUCAAUUUUUCAUUUCAACCAACCAGCUGUGAGCAGUGACUCUCAUUUAUAGCAAAUGAGAAUAAAAUUGAGAGUCACGACGCACAGCUUUAAAAGUUUUGAGGAACAAAAAUAACACAAAAUACAGCAUAAAUUUAUUUUUAUUUCACAUCUCAUUCACGUUUCUUCAGUCGCGCGUUUCGGUUGACUUUUCGGAGCAUUGUGAAGUUCACAAAGUUAAUAGUUUGCAAAAAAAAAAUGAAUGAAUAAGCAGUUCAGCAUUAAAAAAAUAAUAACAAGAAGCUUGCAAUAAAAAAAUUAAUCAGAAAAAAAUUAAAAAAAAGAAUUUUAAAAAAUGAAAAAAAUUCUUUUAACUGCAGUGUCAUUUUUAAUUAUCGCUGGAAUCUGUGGAUUACCACAUGGCGAAAGUUCUACACAUGAUGAAGACGAUAGUGAUAUGUAUAUGGAACCUGAUGAAUUGCCAGCACCAAAAUUUAGUAUAGUUAAGUCAGAGUCACGUGUUGUACGUCAAUAUUCACAGAUGCCAGAGCGACAGCCUAGUGGAUUUGUGCCUAUAACCCGACCGAAUUAUGCAUCAGUGUCAAGAGUUGAACACUUUGAACCGGAAGUUAUUCAUCGAUCUCAACCACAAAAUCCUGUGGCUGCUGAACAAAACUUUUUCCCAUCAUUCUUCCGAAAUCCUCCAGUAAAUGCUCAUUCACGGCCAUAUAAACAAGCUCCAGCAACCGCAGCAGCAUCAAUUGCUGGACGUUAUAGUGCAUCGACUAGAGCGAAUCAAUUUGAUCAAUCAAUUCUUGGUUCUGGUGAUUUUGCUGUUGUACGUGGUGGAACUUUCUAUCCAGACGGUGAGAGGCCAUAUAGACCUAAGGAACGAGAAGAUUUCUUUGGUGGAUAUUUUAAUAAUGGACAUGGUAGACCACAACAACCAAAACAGGCAUACUAUCCAGAAGAUCCAUUUGAAAAUUUCAAAGACUUUGCAGACAUAAAUGCAGGGAGCGAUCCUGCUUUCUCACAUUUUAUUGUCAUUUAUGCAAAUAAGAAUGCCACAAAACCACAUCCAUCACAUCCGAGUCCGAAGAAUAUAUUCGAGCAAUUGCAAAUGUUAGAUCAAGAGAAAGAACAAGAAAAAGAGAAAGACUCAGUGCAGAAAAUCAAUCAACAAAUUGAAACAGAAGUGGAUGACAUAAAAGACAAAGAGGCAUACGAUAAGAAGCUAAUGAAGUUGAGUAAAUACAAAACAAAGCUUGCAAAAACAAAAGUUGUCAAAAAGUACAAGAAAAAGAUGGGACCUAAAGUUGAAUCAUCGCCAGAUUACACAGAUCCACUACUCGCGACGAGUUAGAGCACAUCCUUUUUUAUGUAAAUUAAAGUAUGAUUUGAACAUUCUCAAAUUUUUAUUGCUAAAUUUUUCGAAAUUAAAUUUUUGCGAUCCUAGAAGUUACCAGAAUUGAAGACAUUUUAAGGUAAAUUUUUGUAAGCAUAUUGUACAAAUCGAUUAUAUACUUCUUCAUUUAUGUAAUUUGUAAGAACAAAUUACUUAAAGGAAUCAAAUGACAGUGUUUAAUUGUUCAUAAUUUUAAAAUUUAAGACAAAUCUUGCUAUAUGAUUUCUUCUAAAAAUGUAGGUAUGAUCUAAGCUAUAUAUGACUGCAAAAUGUUGUUUUAUUCGUCUUAAGGAUACUUGUUCAGUUAGUACUUGACACUACUAAUGCUAUUCCUAAAUGAAUAAAGCUUCAGUUUGCAGUCAUAUACCGCUCUGGCAAUCAUCUUUGAAAAUUGAUUGAAUUUUAGAAUACAGAAAAUUUGAGAUUAGCAGUGCCAAAGGGCUUUAGAAACUUGAAUCAUUGAUUUAAAAAAAAAAUGAAGAAUCAGAAAAUUCUCAACAAAUUUUAAAAAUCAAUUCAGAGUUGACAUACCUUGCUAUAUAAACAAACCAACGACAAUAUAUUACCAUAUACUAUACUCAAUGGAUAUGACACUGAUUAAUUAUCUGACUUUGGCUAUAAGAGGAUAUAAUUAUGGGAUACCUAGACCCUUAUUACAACAAUCUCAAAUCAUUUUCCAAAAUUGAAAUUGAAUAUUCUAUGAAUUUAUUACAAUAGCAACUGUUUAUAUCCACUAGAAGCAUUGCUAACGAUAUCUAUGGAGACCUAUUGUUAAAUUAAGUGCUACUUGAAAAAUCUAAUUAUAAUUUUUAUGAGAUUUAUAAAUUACCGAAACCUUAGAUGACAUCUGAAGACUCAACUUCCCAAAAAAACCGUACUUUUAAGUAAUAAAACAAUGGAAAUGAUUAAUGAACUAUACUUACCUAUUCAAGUUGUAAUUAAUCAGUGUUGCAUCCUUGAACAUUUUUACGCCCUUACUAUUUGCGACUAUGAAUGAGUUUAUAGAAUCGUUUCCCCUGGACUUCCACUAUCAUAUUCUUAAUGCUUCAUUAUUUUUAUACGAGAGACUUUUAUAUAAAAAAUAAUCUGCAAAGCUCUAAUUAAUUUGUGAUGAGCUUAGUGUGACCAUUUUACUUUUUAAGAUGCGAGGCCUAGUUUUAAGUUAAAAAUGUUUCAUGUAAUUUUAAAAAUAA
This is a messenger RNA of Chironomus riparius, 2591 nucleotides long. The record is from the annotation of a GenBank genome assembly. Lineage: Eukaryota; Metazoa; Arthropoda; Insecta; Diptera; Chironomidae.